Penaeus monodon (black tiger shrimp) is the source of this 2163-nucleotide messenger RNA. Its product is annotated as cilia- and flagella-associated protein 52-like. Gene Ontology annotation, molecular function: protein binding. NCBI's taxonomy places the organism in Eukaryota, Metazoa, Arthropoda, Malacostraca, Decapoda, Penaeidae. Gene Ontology annotation, biological process: cilium assembly. The record is from RefSeq and is a predicted model, not a curated record. The transcript has 9 exons. The coding region runs from base 656 to 1843 and encodes 395 amino acids.
CACACACACACACACACACACACACACAACACACACGUGCGCGCGUGCAUGCAUGUAUGCAUAUAUCUUUUUAUUUGUUUAUCUGUACGUUUUUUCUUUCUUCUUUUUUAAAUAUUCAGGCGUUCUCGUGACUGGAUAAAAGGAAAUUUAGAGGCAGCAAGAACAAACUUGAUGAUAAUUACUUAAUUAUCUCUAUGAUUCGAACGCAGGGAAAGUGGUGGGCGGGCUCCAUCAGCACUGGGACAGAGGUCUCAUAUACCCCGUGGGCGUGGGUGUGGGCGUGUGGGACCGAACGGCCGGGAGACACGCCCUUCUGCACUCCCACAAUCGCCCCAUCACCGCCAUAGCUAUCUCCAGGCCGGGCAACCUUAUCGUGUCGGCGCAGAACAGCGAUCCCGGGUGUCAGGCGAAAGUCGUAAUAUGGGACUACAGAGAGCGUGUGGAGCUUGGGUCCUACAGCGUGCACCGGGAGGAGGUGGCCGCCGUGGCAGUGUCAGCCGGAGAGGAAAUCGUCGUCAGCCUCGGGGGGCCCCUGGACGGCUACCUGGUCGUCUGGCACGUGGAGACCAAGAAGCCUCUCUGCAGUGUCAUCGCCGGUGACCCUGGCUUAGGCCUCACGACGCUUCUGUGCACCGCCCCUGUCACGCCCACCCUGAUGCUGGUGGGAGGGCAGAAGCUGCUGAGGGCGUGGACCUUGAAUAGUAGUAACAACAGACUCAUGCCCACGCCCAUUGCUGUCGGCCUACUUGAGAGAAAUUACACCUGUUUGCAGGUUGACGCCACCGAAGAGCACCUUUACGCCUCCACCACCACGGGAGAUGUGGUCAAGAUCCGCCUCAACAUGGUGAACGGGAAGUCGGUUUCAGGAGGAGCGGUUUUGGUAGCAGUCAUGGCGCCAAAACCGACGCCCAUUCCUGGUGGUCCUAAGCUUUCUCGGGCGCCAACGCCAGGUAUCCAGAUCAUGGUGGUGUUACCCGGAGAUGACAUCAUCGUCGGGGAAAUGGGGGGUACGCUGCGGGCGUAUCGGCAGCUGGAGAAGAAGUCGGAGGAUGGGCGGCCGAUCUGCGCCCCUCCGCCGCGCGCCCAUGGAACGGUCAAGUACACCCACCCGAAGGACCCGACGCAGCCACUCCUGUCGCAGAUAUGGUCAGUCGCCGUCGGAUCGACCAUCACGUCCCUGAGCCUGGUGGGUGACCUGCUGGUGGUGGGGACGGUGCAGUCGGAGAUGCACGAGCUGGUCCUGCCCUCCGCCGACGACUCCGGCGGCGGCGGGGCUCGGGGCUCGGCCAGGACUCCGAGGAUGAAGCCCGCCAGGAGACCUUCGGCAGACGCUAAGGCGAGUCGACACGCUGCGAGCAACGGAAGGGAGAAGAAAGGAGACAAGAAUAACGCGAGGAGGGUCACUACAUGCGAAAACAACGGAGAAAGGGAUGCGGGGAUGAUUGCUCGUGUGGGAUCCACGCCUCCCGAGGUUCAUCUGCUGUCCACUUGUCAUCCGGACCCUCUCCACGACGUGACUUUCCCGAGGGGUGUGGGCGACCUGGUGGUGAGCGCCGGCGUGGGCGGAAUUCGGGUCUGGAAUGUUCGCUCGCUGGACGAGAUGCUGCGAGUGUCUCUCCCCGGCUUAGUAUGCUGCUGUUGCUGCGUUACUCAUACACUGCAUACCAUUGUCACAGGGUGGAGUGAUGGGCGUCUGCGCGGACUCGGGGCUGAGAGCGGGCGUGUGGUGUGGACCGUGGACGACGCCCACCACGGCGGGGUCAAUACCAUCACGACGCUGUGCUCCGGCAAGGUCGUCUCGGGCGGGCGUGAUGGGCGGGUAAGUUUUGGGUCGUUGCGAUAAAAACAAAAAAAACAAUGGAAGUAAAAUAGAAGCGCAAAAGGUCCCCAUAAACUGAAAUACUGUUAUGAUGUUUCGUGUUGAGGUCGUAUUGGUGAUGGUCCAUGUUUUCCUUUCCUUGUCGAUAUAUUUUCAUUAUUCAAAUGAAUAUUUUUUUCAUAGUCAUUACUUUGCUGCUUCGUUGCUCCCGUUUGAACUUCUUUUUCAUCAGGAACAGAUAAAAAGGCUACUCGAAAAAAAAAGAAAUUGAUCAUGGAAUUAAAUAUAGUACGAGGCUGAACACAAACCUGGAUACGAGAACAAAGUUGUACUGGAAGACACGA